Colletotrichum phormii is the source of this 343-nucleotide messenger RNA. RefSeq lists its product as uncharacterized. Gene Ontology annotation, molecular function: zinc ion binding; DNA-binding transcription factor activity, RNA polymerase II-specific. The transcript is spliced from 2 exons. Bases 33 to 296 code for a protein of 87 amino acids. The record is from RefSeq and is a predicted model, not a curated record. NCBI's taxonomy places the organism in Eukaryota, Fungi, Ascomycota, Sordariomycetes, Glomerellales, Glomerellaceae. Gene Ontology annotation, biological process: regulation of DNA-templated transcription.
CUCUUGCAUAGUCUACCUUAUCCGAGGAAGCAAUGGAAGAAUCACCGAUCUCACCAUCAUCCCGGACUCGGCCGGCCACCGACACCGACGAACCAGACAGGCCGCAGAAACGAGCCCGAGCAGAUCUUGCGCCUCCACGGGUCAGUAGGGCCUGUGAUAGAUGUAAAUUGCGAAAGACACGAUGCUCUGGGACAUGGCCGAGCGUCUUCUAUGUGGAGUUUAAGUUGGAUUGCCAAUUCACCGCAGCCUAUCCCAUGGAGUGCCAGAUAGCUCCAUUUUUGCCAAGGGCGGGGUAGAGCCAAUAGGGACUUAUGAAUCUAUCGAGUCAACCAAUAGGGUAACA